GACUCAACAAAAUGGUUUCACACACGGACUCAGCAAAACAGGGCUUUUACUGUACCGACUGCGGCUGUGUGUGUGUGUGUGUGUGUGUGUGAGAGAGAGAGAGAGAGAGAGAGAGAACUGAUUCAAGACUCAGAUGUAUCAAAAGGAGGAGCAUCAGACAGUUUGCAGUACCUACGACCUCUUCCUGAAUCAAGCGAGUAACCCAGCGGUCAGUCACCUACGGCAUGAGACGCUCACGUUUAACAAGAAGAAACACAAAUUCCACAACAAACUCGGCAAACUUGAAGGGGUCAUGGUUGUACCUGAAGGAACUGAAACGAUGCCCAGAGCUGGUGAGGAUUAUCCCAUGCUGUCUACAACCAAGUUAUCUGCCAUCUCGGAGCACAAAAAGAUCAAAUCGCACCGGGCUGUAAAGGAGCUGAAUAAAGCCCGAGUAGGAGGCGUGGGAAAAGUCUACAAACUAAAGAGUGGACACAGAAACUCUGAGAAGAAGAGCAGUUCCUGGGAGAGAGAACAUAAUGGAGGGAAGUCCACACUGCAGCUGUCUUCCUCCUGCUCAUCCUCCUCCUCCUCCUGGAGGAAAAGCAUUGAGAAUCAUGGGAAAGAGCAGGGCAAAACCAAAGCCAUAGCAGCCUUUAAACAACACAAAUCCACUGCAAGAGAGUCCAAAAGUGGAGGUGAAGAUGGAAGUGGAAGGCAGGUGGAUUUACGAGCUUUGGGCAAAAGGUCUUUGUCCACUACACAGCCAUCGAAUCUGAGCAGCAAAAAACAGAGCUCGAAGGGAUGUGAAGGAGGAAGCUCCAUCACUGUCUCCUCCCGUAUCUUCUCAACCACUGCUGCUGCUCCUCCCUCCACCCACAUAGAGAAGAAAGUGGUGAAAGGGGUAAAAAUAAGACGUGGGACUCCAGUAGUGAAGAGAUGGACAGAUUCAGAGUCCAGUUCAGAAGAGGAGUUUUUUUCUAGAUCUGUGAAGUCAGUCCGGUCCAUGUCACCCACUUCCUGUUCCUCGUCCGCUUCUGACUCCGAGUUUGAGGCCCUGCAGAUGCAAAGCCAAGGACCUCUGCACUCCAUGGUGCAACAUCUGCCCUCAGAUCAUCCUGAAGAUGACAAAAGCUCUGAGGUGGAGACUGCUAUAAAAUCCACACCCAUAAUCCAGGCCUCAUGCUUGUUCAUGGACAGUGACGGUGAUGCCGUUGAAGCAUCUUAUCCACACAGCCAGGAGGUGCCUUCACCCAUAAGCAAACAUAAUACAAAGAACCUCAAGGCUUACACAGAGGAGCUGGUGGACCUCCAUCGCAGACUGAUGGCUCUGAGAGAGAGGAACAUCUUACAACAGAUAGUAAACCUUAUUGAAAAGACGGGGCACUUUAACAUCACCAAAACCACAUUUGACUUCGACCUUUUCUCCUUGGAUGAACCAACUUGUGAGUGCAGGACAAUGGCGGAGGCCAGUAUUUCAGUAGAUUUUUCUGUGGAUCAGUUCAUCUGUCCAGUGUGUCUGGAUCUUCUGAAGGAUCCAGUGACUACUCCCUGUGGCCACAGUUUCUGUAAGGUGUGUAUUAAUGGUCACUGGGAUCAGGAGGACAGGAAGGGUGUCUUCAGCUGCCCCCAGUGUAGAGAGACUUUCACUCCAAGGCCUGAUCUACGCAGGAACAACAUGCUGACUGAAGUGGUGGAGAAACUGAAGAAGACUGAACUCCAAGCUGCUUCUCCUGCUCACUGUUACACUGGACCUGGAGAUGUGGAGUGUAAUUUCUGCACUGGGAGAAAACACAAAGCCGUCAAGUCCUGUCUGGUUUGUCAGGCCUCCUAUUGUGAAGAUCAUCUUAAACCUCACUAUCAGUCUCCUGCCUUUAAGAAGCACAAGUUAGUUGAAGCCUGUGCAGAGCUCCAAGAGAAGAUCUGCUCUGAACAUGACAAACUGAUGGAGUUCUACUGUCAUACUGACCAAAGCCUCAUCUGUGACUUGUGUACGAUGGAAAAACACAAAGGUCAUGAUACUGUUCCAACUAAAGCAGAAAGAACUGAUAAACAGAAUGAGUUAAAGGAGGAGCAGAUGAAAUCCCAGCAGAGGAUCCAGGAGAAGCAGAAGAAGGUGCAGGAGCUGAAACAGACUGUGGACAUUAUUAAGAUACGUUCACAGGCAGCAGUAGAUGACAGUGAGAGGAUCUUUACUGAGAUGAUCAGCUCCAUGGAGAAAAAGCGCUCGGAGGUGAAGGAGCUGAUCAGAACUCAGGAGAAAGCUGAAGUGAGUCGAGCUGAACGACUCCUGAAUCAACUGGAGCAGGAGAUUGCUGAUCUUAAGAGGAGAGUCACUGAGCUGGAGGAGCUUUCACACACACACGAUCACAUCCACUUCCUCCAGAGUUUCCCGUCUCUCUGUGUCUCUCCUGGAUGUGAAGACUCACCCAGGUUCACUGUCAAUCAACAUCUCUCAUUUGAUGGAGUGAGGAAAUCUCUCUCAGAUCUGAAAGAACGAGUCGAGCAAAUCUGUGAGGAGGAAUUCAACAAAAUGCGUCCACAAGCUACAGCAGUUCAGAUGGUUUUACCCUCAGAACCAAAGAGCAGAGAAGAUUUUCUGCAGUAUUUCUGUUAUCUGACUCUGGAUCCAAACACAGAACAUCCUAUACUCAUCCUGUCUGAGAAGAACAGAGUGGUGACACGCAGAAUGACACACCGGCGAUACUCUGAUCAUCCAGAGAGAUUUGACUACUGUACUCAGGUGUUGUGUAAGGAGAGUGUGUGUGGACGCUGUUACUGGGAGGUGGAGAGGAGCGGUGAUGUGUUCAUAUCAGUCUCAUAUAAACAGAUCAGCAGGAAAGGACGGAGUUAUGAGUGUGGGUUUGGACUCAACAGUCAGUCCUGGAGUCUGCGGUGUUCUUCUUCCUCUGUCGCUUUCUAUCACAACAAAAUUAAGACUAAGUUCCGAGGUCCAGCAUCCUCCAGAAUAGGAGUGUAUGUGGAUCACAGUGCAGGAACUCUGUCCUUCUACAGCGUCUCUGACACGAUGAGGCUCCUCCACAGAGUCCACACCACAUUCACUCAGCCUCUAUACGCUGGGUUCAGGAUAUGGAGUUAUAAGUCAUCUGUUAGGUUAUGUGAUCCAUAAUGAAAUGUUGGUAAAAGUGUUUAUUAAAAUUAUAACUGAGGUGUGAGAUUUAAUUUCUCCCUGAGCUACACUGGUCAUUUUGUGUACAGAAACUGGAACAGUAAUGAAUGCAGAAUGUAGGAUGUUUCUAGAAAGAAGAAAUGUUCUCAAACAGACUAUUUAACUGUAUGCACUAUUAGGAGGAUUUAUUAUCCUGAUAUGAAACAUUAUAAUGUCUAAAAAAAACUCUCUUUUUGCUUUGGCAAAGAUUGUUUUCUCCAAAAAACUGCUGUGUCUUUCUGUGCUUCUGCUUGUGGAAACACAUCCUACUGUGUAAAAGACGCUUAUUAUUUUAGAUCAUGAACCAUUUUCUGGUUAACAGUCCAGUUACCACACAGUGAACAGAAUUAUUCACACUCCUUCCUCAAUCUGAAAAAAUUUAUACUUAAAAUUUAAUCUAGGAAUUAAUUUAAAUCUAGUUCUUGACUGAUGAUUUACUAAAUCAAAUGUUAUCUAAUAUUAACGUGUGUGUGUGUGUGUUUUCUUCACAUUUUACCAAAUCAGAUUUUACUAACUUUUUGUUCAAAUGGAGGAAUACAAAUGAAACCUUAUUAUUUAAUCAUUUAUUCACAAAGUAUAAAGUGAUCAAGUAAAAUGAACAAAAAAAUGAACUAUUAAUUUGACAAAAUUAAGGUGGCCAAAAGCUACUUGUGUUAUAUUAUUAGUAACAUUUACUUACAUAGUUUAUUGCCUUAAACCAAACCAGCUGAAGAAGCUACUUUUGUGUGAACUUUUUUAAAAAGUCAAUAUCGAAAAGUCAUAAUUUUCAAUAAAUCAUUUUAAAUUCUCA
Hemibagrus wyckioides is the source of this 3938-nucleotide messenger RNA. Its product is annotated as E3 ubiquitin/ISG15 ligase TRIM25-like. The transcript is spliced from 16 exons. Gene Ontology annotation, molecular function: protein binding; zinc ion binding. NCBI's taxonomy places the organism in Eukaryota, Metazoa, Chordata, Actinopteri, Siluriformes, Bagridae. The coding region runs from base 134 to 3109 and encodes 991 amino acids. The record is from RefSeq and is a predicted model, not a curated record.